AUGCAGCGGAUGAACGCGCUGCGGGCGCUGCUGCCACACCAGCUGCUGCUCGUGGAGGGCGUCACGCGGCAGGCCGAGUCCUGCGUCGCGUACGGCACGGCCACCGCGGCGCGCCCUGACGAGGCCUACGCGCUGCAGUCCGAGGCGGACAUCUGCGAUUGGGUGGUGCGGACUGUCCUGAGCCCCUUCGGGACAGUCCAGAGGGUCUUCUUGGUCUCCACCCAUGGCUACGCGCAGUCCGUGCUGCGCGCCCUCAGCCAGCUGCUCGCCCUCGACGCCGGCCGUCGCCUCGAGCGCGCCCGCCACAUAGGGUGGCAGCCACCGCCGCCUGGAGGCACCGCCGCCUCGAGCGGCCCGCCGGGGCAGCAGCAGCAGCAGCAGCAGCAGCAGCAGGGGCGGCUCGGGCCUGUGACGUACAGGCAGCUGAAGACGCUGUGCCACCGUGUGUCGCGCCACCUGACACGCCACGAGAUGCCGGAGGAGCUGCGGUCGCCAGAGGCGGCGCCGACGGUGGACGUGGAGGAGGCGUUCGACCAGCGGCUGGGGGAGGACGAGUGCCGAGGGCUGAGACUGUAUGCGCACGGCCGCCUGCCGGCGCUGCGCAUCAUGUACGCCGGCGGCCGCCGCCUGCUGCAGCUGCUGGGCGCCUGCCACAAGGCGGCUGUGGCAGGCGAGGGCGCGCGCGACGGCGACAGCUGGGAUGAGGACGACGAGGAGGGCGGGCUGGGGCUGCGCGGCUGCUUGGGUGGCGUGGGCGAGGGUGCGGGCGCGGGCGCGGCGCAGCGGCAGGAGGCUGAGGUGGCAGAAGAGGUCGCCACACUGCUGGACUCGCUGCUGCGGCGCUUCGCAGACUCUGCGGCGGCCGGCGAUGGCGGAGAACGCGGGGACGAGGGCGCGGGGGAGGCGGCGAGGCGCGUGCUGUUGGUGGAGAACCUGGAAGGAAGCUUGACUCAGAUGCAGCGCGCCGCGUGCGACGCAGAGCGGGACCCCGGGCGCCGGCUGACGAAUAAGGCCGCGCGGGAAGAGAGGGAGGCGCUGCUGGCGAUGGACACUGCUGCGGUCGCCCGCGGCGCGUGGCUGUGGCUGCUGGCGCUGGCGCUGCGGCGGGGGUGGCACGUGCAGCUGGCGCAGACGCGGGAGGGCGCGGCCGCGUUCCUGCAGGCGGCGGCGGGGCGCGCAGAGUGGCAGGCCGACAGGCUCGCGGGGCGGGGCGCAGGUGGCGCGGCCUGGCGGCGGCCCGCGGCAGACGCUGACGCUCGGGCUGGUGGCGGAGCCUACGCCGACCGCAGGGCAUCACAGGGGCAGGUGGCAGGUGGCGGCUGCGGCGACACAGACCGCACCCACAGGGUUGCUGCUGCCGCGGUGGCGGGACCGCCACCCCCGAUCUUUGACGAGGAAGAUGUGAUAAUCAUUGACUGA
This is a messenger RNA of Monoraphidium neglectum, 1419 nucleotides long. RefSeq lists its product as hypothetical. Bases 1 to 1419 code for a protein of 472 amino acids. The transcript has 3 exons. NCBI's taxonomy places the organism in Eukaryota, Viridiplantae, Chlorophyta, Chlorophyceae, Sphaeropleales, Selenastraceae. The record is from RefSeq and is a predicted model, not a curated record.